AUGGACCACCUUCCAUUUGUUGGAUCCAACCAUCGACGAACAUGCUGGACCUUCGCAUGCUCUUACGGCGGCGAGCGAGACUGCAUGGACUUCGAGGGAGACAAUUUAAUUCUAGAAGGGGACCAGACCGGUGAUUUCACAGCCAACGAAUUGACCAACCACACGCUGUGGAGUAUUUUGCAAGCAAAUCUUUUGCCACCUAUCCCAACGUGCCCUGGCGGAAUCGUUUCGACGGACGUCGUAGCUCCUCAGCUUGAACCCGCUUCAAAGCAGCAAACGAGCUACCUUUCGACGCUCUCCAAUUCGUCGACCACUAUGCAAACUGUCGUCAAGAUUUCCGCAGUGCUCGCGAUUGCCAUGAUGGCAUGCGCGAAGCCUGUCCCUCAGCUCGGGCUUGGAGGGAUAGUCGACCCAGUUCUGGGGACCGUCGGCACUGUUACUGACGGUGUCUCCGACGUCGUUUCUUCGGUCGGCGACGCGGCUGGAUCUGUUGUCUCUUCCCUCCCAAGUGUUGUUGAUGGUGUCACCGACACAGUUGGCGGCAUUGUCGGUGGUGUAGGGUAA
Messenger RNA from Cyclocybe aegerita, 564 nucleotides. The record is from the annotation of a GenBank genome assembly. NCBI's taxonomy places the organism in Eukaryota, Fungi, Basidiomycota, Agaricomycetes, Agaricales, Hemipholiotaceae.